GGAAAAACCUCACAUUUCCCGCCCCUGUUCCAUUGAGAGUUGUGGAUGUGCGCUCUGAUUGGUUGUUUCGAACAGCGCUGCGUGUCCAGCAGUAGUUACAUUCCAUGGCGCUGAGGAACAACAACUUUGGAGAAUGCUGUUUAACUGACAUCCCACGCCACAUCGCAACUUUGUUACUGUGUAUGCUUCGACUGGAUGCCUUUACUGGCUGUUUGAAAACAUUUCAAAGAUUUAAAGACAUUGAAUUUAACCGCUGAAUGAAGAGGUGAACAUCUGCGGAGCUCCGUGAUGGCAGUUCAGGCCGGGCUUCAGUCUUGGUUUGAGAGGUUCGACUCUCCCAUCCAGGCUCCGCGUAGCCCCCUAGCCGCUCGCCAUGGCCCCGGCCUGGCCGAUGUGUUCCAGUACGACCAGUGGCUGGCUGUGCGGCAUGAGGCCACCCUGGUGCCCAUGCAGGAGGAUCUGGCCAUAUGGAUCACCAGCAUGCUCGGAGAGGAGGUGCGAGCAGAGCACUUCAUGGAGGAGCUGGGCAAUGGCGUGAAGCUGUGCCGCUUGAUCGAAGUGCUGCAGACCCAAGUCUCCCAGAGCUGCCCCUCGGACAAGUGGCAGCACUUUUCCAUGAAAAAAGUGCCAUUCAAGAGGGUCGCCUCUCCUGGGUCCUUCUUCGCCCGCGACAACACGGCCAACUUCCUGAGCUGGUGUCGCCAGAUAGGCGUGGACGAGACCUUCAUGUUUGAGUCUGAGGGCUUAGUUCUGCAUAAGAAUCCUCGCCAGGUAUGCCUGUGUCUACUGCAGAUUGGCAGGAUCGUAUCCAAGUAUGGAGUGGAACCUCCGGUUCUUGUGAAACUGGAGAAAGAGAUCGAACUGGAGGAGACUCUGCUGAUGGGCGUAGAACCAGCCCCCGCCGUCAAAACCUUCACCGUCUGCUGUCAGCACGGCAGCCUUUACCAAGGCGACCACGAUAUGAGUGAUGACCCCCCCUGUAACUGUGCCCAGAAAGUGUCCAUCGAGUAUCUCUCGGAGGGCCGCUACAGACUCGGAGACAAGAUACUCUUCAUCAGGAUGCUCCAUGGGAAGCAUGUGAUGGUUCGGGUUGGAGGGGGCUGGGACACGCUGAAGGGCUUCCUGCUGAAGAACGACCCAGGACGCGUACUUCAGUUCACUACCUUGGAGCAGAAAAUCCUGGCCUACCAGAAGGGGCCAGCCGGUCCUGCCCUCACCUCUCAAAAGGUCCAGCCUCCCAUGAUGGAUCCCUUGGCCGCUGUCACCCUCUCUGAUGCUUCAUCCACAUCGACAUCCUCCUCUUCGUCGUCCUCAUCCUCUUCCUCUGCUUCAUCCUCCUGCUCCUCCCCUACAGCCACUUCUAAAGCCCCUCUGCCUGGGCACUGCAUUCCACGCUCCUACGCUGCAUCCCCAGCCUCCACCCCCACCUUACAGAGGAAGGCACCGGUACCCAAGAAAGUCCUCCAGGUGACUCCCUCAUUGCCAAAGAGAAGCCCGUAUUCUCCUGCGCUUGUCCACAAGAAAGCAGCCCCACCUCAGCCGCCUCUGUCUGCUCCUCCACUCUCUAAUGGAGCCGGCAAGCAAAAGGUCCCCACCUCCUCCAAACUGAAGCUCCGGCAGACCCCUGACGGCUCACCGCUACUGCCUCGCAGCCCCGUCUGUGCCGAGCCCAACUGCAAGCAUCCAAAGUCUGCCCCGGUCACGCGCAGGGCCGUCAUGUUGAACCCAAAGCUCGGGGUGACUCAGAAAGACGGGAAGCCGCCUGUGGCCCCUCUGCGCUCACGGCUGGCCAGGCGCCGAGGCUCUUCCCCAGUCUCGCGGUUACGUGUGGAUAACCGUGUGCGCCGGCCUCUCUCCCCCCGGCCCCUCUCCCCGCGGUCCAACACCUCGCGGCCAGCCAGCCCCGCCAGUUGCAACUCCCUGGACUCCAAAUCCUCUUCCCCCUCCCCGCUCUCCAGAGCGCAGACCCCUACCUCACGGACUCGCAUCCCCACGGCCCGAGCCUCCCCCCUGACCAAGGCCAAAGAACCUGCAAGCAAGAGUCCGGCCUCAUCCAGGCCCGGGACCCCUGUCUUAGCUGCUGCUCGCCCGGCCCCCUCCCGGCAGGUGCCUGCUGCCUCGCCACGACUGCCCGUCAAAAAGCAGCCUCUGACCAACCACUCCGCUCAGAAGCCCGAGGCCCCACAGAUCACAGUAACCAAACCGAGCCUCAAGACACCCCCUGUCUCUCAGAAGGCCACACAGCGGACUAAGCUGGUGAAAAAGGUGGAGCCUUACUUUGAGAUGAACAGGAAGCAGCAGAAGUGCUGAGCGUGUGGGAAUAAGGAAGCUCCACCAGCCUCAGUCGAGGCAGACUCCCUCUGGUCUCAUAGGAAUCCUUAAGAUUAUCCAACCUGUUAGGGAACAAGCACUUGUCCGUGAGACACAGAUGUGUUUCUUCAGUUUUUUUUAACACACAACAUUACCAGCUUUUUAAGCAACAUUGUCUGUCAAUCUGUUUGAUUUUAUGUUUGUGUCUAAUUUAUUUUGUUAUGAUUGUAUUUGUGCCAUUGUCAAAAGGGUCACGAGGUGAAACCUCAGCAUUUAAUACAAUAGAACUACUUUUUUUUGGACUCUAUUUUAUAUCUUUACCACAUACAUCUGAUUUUUCAUAUCAAAAGCACAAUCAGUGUUUCUUUCACAAGACCUUAAUAUUCCACUGAGAUCUGUUACUGCAAGAAUAUCAGAGACUGCUAGAGACUGUUUUUGUAAGUGUGCAUAUGUAACUUUGUUUUGUAUACAACAAUCCUAAACAGCUUUUGCUGUCCAUGUAUGCAUUUCAACAAUUACUCUCAACCCCACCGUUUUUUUUUUAAUUGAAAUGGAGUCCAGCUGGUUCUGAACCAGAUAUACCCGGCUCAGCGGUUGUGUAAAACGUUUUGACACUAGCAGAAGCAAAACUGAAAUCCAUGGCUGGCAAACAAGGAAUUUGACUAGUCAUGGUCACAGACGUUUUAUACAUGCCAAAGACUUCAUUAAUUAAAUCUGUAUUUUUAAUCUGUUUCUUAGUGUUGACUCAGUAUUUCUCUGUCAACAUAUGACUGUACUAUAUAUACUGGUCUUCCUGUCAAUGACUUUGCUAACCUGUUGUUGUUAGAGUGAUUUAGGAAGUUCAUGGUGUGCCUUUUCAGAACAGGGGAGGGUGAAUUGUAGUGUCCUGGGGGUAUGGGGUGAGAUGUUACCUACAAAGAUGUUACGGUGUCAGUUUUGUCAGUAGCCAACACUAAUCCUCACAAAGUAGCUGACCUGACGGAUCAUUUUAACCUUUUCUACUCAAUGUAUAAGCUUGUCUUAUUCGCUAACAUGGUCUGGAGGGGUGAGAUUGAUAUUCAUAGAGUACUUUUGUGUAUGUUUUAUAUAUGAAGCUCUUUGUCAUGGUUUUUGCGGUUGGUCAAGAUUUUCUUUGUGAGGUAGUGUUAAGGCAUAAGUGGCACAAAGCACAAGCAUUCAGCAGCAUGACUGCUUUCCUUUUAUGAAGACAAACUACUGACUUGACUAACUAAAAGUUUAACAAAUAGCCUACAUGGACAGUAUCCAUUCAUGCCAAACGCUAAACUAAUAAAUAUAUUGUCCAGUAUCACAGAGCUGAAAUUUAUUUAUGAUUUCUCAAGAUCUUUUAUUUUUUAAUUUUCUUGUUUUUAUGUGUAUUGUGUGUGGAAAUGGAUGUUGAUUUGUUUGGUUAUAUCUACACAUUGUGUUUUUUAUGUAGUGUCAUUGAAAUAGUCUUGAGUAUGUCAACCUUUUCCAGCACUUUAAGAAAACCCUUGUCAUGAAUGUAGAGUACUGUCUCCAACAUUUGUGUGUUUGUGAGUGUGCGUGAUGUCCAAUAAAAUAACUGAUUUUAU
Messenger RNA from Clupea harengus (Atlantic herring), 3884 nucleotides. RefSeq names its product growth arrest specific 2 like 3 (gene gas2l3). The record is from RefSeq and is a predicted model, not a curated record. Gene Ontology annotation, cellular component: actin filament. Lineage: Eukaryota; Metazoa; Chordata; Actinopteri; Clupeiformes; Clupeidae. Gene Ontology annotation, molecular function: cytoskeletal adaptor activity; actin filament binding; microtubule binding. Gene Ontology annotation, biological process: actin crosslink formation.